Haliaeetus leucocephalus (bald eagle) is the source of this 2132-nucleotide messenger RNA. RefSeq names its product kelch-like family member 40 (gene KLHL40). The transcript has 6 exons. Gene Ontology annotation, molecular function: protein binding. Lineage: Eukaryota; Metazoa; Chordata; Aves; Accipitriformes; Accipitridae. The record is from RefSeq and is a predicted model, not a curated record. Gene Ontology annotation, biological process: negative regulation of protein ubiquitination; negative regulation of proteasomal ubiquitin-dependent protein catabolic process; skeletal muscle fiber development. Gene Ontology annotation, cellular component: A band; I band. The coding region runs from base 273 to 2132 and encodes 619 amino acids.
GAUCGGCUUACACAUGCUCCAGUAUGGAUUCCUUAAGCUUUGUAACGCUGUGGCUAUAUAUAAAGCCCUACGCUGGAAACUGAAGUACGCAGACAGCUGCGAUAGUAGCAAGCGUUUCACAUUCCCAGUGUGCUGGCAGUCUGGAAGCAAAGGAGACCCGGGAGCCCUGCUUUGAGUAAAUUUCUUUACCGGGGCUCAGGUACAGAUAUAUUUAUAAAUAUACACAUAUAUAAAAGAAGGACUGGGGAAAAAAGGAGCAGUUACUCUUCACCAUGGGUUUGCCUUUUGAUCAAGUGGAAGAAUUGCGUCUCUACCAGCAAACUCUCCUGCAGGAUGGACUCAAAGACAUGUUGGACCACAAUAAGUUUCUGGACUGUGUCUUGAAAGUCAAAGGGAAGGAGUUUCCCUGCCAUCGGUUGGUGCUGGCAGCUUGCAGCCCGUAUUUUCGAGCGAUGUUCCUCUCGGACAUGGAAGAGAGCAAGAAGAGGGAGGUCAGUUUGGAAGACGUUGAUCCAGAUGUCAUGGGCAAGAUCCUCCAUUAUAUCUACACCUCCGAGCUGGAGAUCACAGAGCAGAAUGUGCAGGACAUCUUCUCCGUGGCCAACAUGUUCCAGAUCCCCUCCAUCUUUACCGUCUGCGUGUCCUUCUUGCAGAAGCGGCUCUGCCUCAGCAACUGCUUGGCUAUCUUCAGGUUGGGCUUGAUGCUGGACUGUGCCCGGCUGGCCGUGGCAGCUCGGGAUUUCAUUUGCGAUCGCUUUGCGCUGGUCUCCCGGGAUGAGGAGUUCUACCAGCUCUCCCCUGAUGAGCUUAUCGCGAUCAUCUCCAGUGACUCCCUCAACAUAGAGAAAGAGGAGACCGUCUUCGAAGUAGUGAUGAAGUGGGUGGGGACCAAGGACCAUGAGACCCGGCAGAAGGCCUUGCCUGUCAUCUUUGAGAGCAUCCGCUUCCGCCUCAUGCCCAACGACUACAUCAAGGACCACGUGGAGAAGCACGCCAUGGUGAAGUCCAGCCCAGAGCUGCUCAAGAAACUGCAGAUGGUGAAGGAUGCCCAGAAAGGCAAAUUCACUGUGGUGAAGAAGAAGAAAGUGAAGAAAAGCAGUGAAAAGCAAGUGAAAGACAAUGUCGUCAAUGGAGCAGUAGAUGAGAAGGAAGAUACAGAGGAGGAAGCUCUCCCAGGGAUCUUAAAUGACACAAUGCGCUUUGGGAUGUUCCUCCAGGACCUUAUUUUCAUGGUGAGCGACAGUGGAGCAGUGGCCUACGAUCCCACUGCCAAUGAGUGCUAUUUUGCCUCCCUGUCUUCUCAAAUCCCAAAGAACCACAUCAGUCUGGUGACCAAAGAGAAUCAGAUCUUCAUUGUUGGAGGACUAUACUACAACGAGGACAACAAAGAGGAUCCCAUGAGUUCCUACUUCCUACAGUAUGACCAUCUGGACGCAGAAUGGCUGGGGAUGCCCCCCCUGCCCUCCCCUCGCUGCCUCUUUGGCCUGGGAGAGGCAGAAAACUCUAUUUUUGUGGUUGGAGGGAAAGAACUGAAAGAGGGAGAGAAGACCCUGGAUUCAGUCCUGUGCUACGACCGGCUGUCCUUCAAGUGGGGUGAAGCCGAUUCCCUUCCCUACGCAGUCUAUGGCCACGCGGUGGUAUCGCACAAGGAUCUCAUCUACAUCAUUGGUGGCAAAGGAAGCGACAAGAAGUGCCUGAAGACGAUGUGUGUCUACAAUCCAGCCAAGUUUGAGUGGAAAGAGCUGGCUCCCAUGAAAACUGCCCGCUCCUUGUUCGGAGCCACUGUGCACAAGGACAAAAUCUACGUGGCAGCUGGCGUGACCGACUCCGGUUUGACCAACUCAGUGGAAGUCUACGACAUUGCCACCAACAAGUGGGACACCUUCACUGAGUUCCCCCAGGAGCGCAGCUCAGUCAGCCUGGUGAGCUUGGCCGGGGUGCUCUACCUGCUUGGAGGAUUCGCCACGGUGGAGACGGAGUCAGGAGAACUGGUGCCAACAGAGCUGAACGACGUUUGGAGGUAUGAUGAAGAGCAGAAGAAGUGGGAAGGGGUCCUCCGGGAGAUCCAGUAUGCCUCCGGUGCCACUUUCCUUCCCGUGCGCCUCAAUGUUUUGCGCCUAACGAAGAUGUAG